AUGGAACCAGGGCCUGAAUGGCAUGCCCCCUGGAAACUUAUGAGGGUUAUCUCGGGCCACCUCGGUUGGGUCAGAAGCCUUGCAGUAGAGCCGGACAACAAGUGGUUUGCUAGUGGCGCGGGCGACAGGACAAUUAAGAUAUGGGAUUUAGCAACCGGAACCCUGCGUCUCACGCUUACAGGCCAUAUAUCAACUGUCCGCGGCCUCGCCGUUUCACCUCGUCACCCAUACCUUUUCUCGUGCGGCGAGGACAAGAUGGUCAAGUGCUGGGAUCUUGAGACAAACAAAGUCAUACGACACUAUCAUGGUCACCUCAGUGGUGUCUAUGCUCUCUCCUUGCACCCCACGCUUGACGUUUUGGUGACGGGGGGGAGGGACGGUGUUGCAAGGGUGUGGGACAUGCGAACUCGAAGUAAUAUCCACGUCCUCGGCGGCCACACAGGAACGAUUUCGGAUCUUCGGUGUCAGGAGGCCGACCCUCAAGUGAUCACAUCCUCUCUCGACUCUACGGUUAGGCUCUGGGACUUAGCGGCUGGCAAAACCAUGGGCGUCCUAACUCACCACAAAAAGGGCGUGCGGGCUCUUACCCUCCAUCCGACAGAAUUUACCUUUGCUUCGGCAAGUACAGGAAGUAUCAAGCAAUGGAAAUGCCCGGAGGGUACUUUCAUGCAAAACUUCGAGGGUCAUAAUGCCAUUAUCAACACGUUGUGCGCAAAUGCAGACAAUGUCCUUUUUUCUGGGGGGGAUAAUGGAUCAAUGAGUUUCUGGGACUGGAAAUCUGGCUACAGGUUCCAGUCACUAGACACCACCGCACAACCAGGUUCUCUCGACGCUGAGGCGGGUAUCAUGAGCGCUGUUUUUGACCAAUCCGGCAUGCGACUUAUAUGUGGCGAGGCAGACAAGACGAGUAGGUUGCCCAACUUUCUCCUCGAGUAA
This is a messenger RNA of Scedosporium apiospermum, 936 nucleotides long. Its product is annotated as Pre-mRNA-splicing factor PRP46. The record is from RefSeq and is a predicted model, not a curated record. Gene Ontology annotation, molecular function: protein binding. NCBI's taxonomy places the organism in Eukaryota, Fungi, Ascomycota, Sordariomycetes, Microascales, Microascaceae. Gene Ontology annotation, biological process: mRNA splicing, via spliceosome. The coding region runs from base 1 to 936 and encodes 311 amino acids. Gene Ontology annotation, cellular component: precatalytic spliceosome; Prp19 complex; catalytic step 2 spliceosome. The transcript has 3 exons.